Messenger RNA from Dovyalis caffra, 2895 nucleotides. The record is from the annotation of a GenBank genome assembly. Lineage: Eukaryota; Viridiplantae; Streptophyta; Magnoliopsida; Malpighiales; Salicaceae.
AUGAGCACGUCACCGUCAACCGGAGGUGAUGACCUCAUGUAUGGUGAAACUAGCGAUCAAGAAGAGAAAAUUUUGGUUUCUGUUAGAUUGAGACCUUUAAACGAGAGAGAAAUUGCAAGGAAUGAGGUUUCUGAUUGGGAAUGCAUUAAUAAUUCCACCAUUAUAUUCAAAAGCAACAUGCCUGAGCGCUCCAUGUUCCCCACCGCCUACACAUUUGACAGAGUAUUUAGGAGUGAUUGCCAAACAAAGCAGGUGUAUGAGGAAGGAGCGAAAGAAAUUGCUCUUUCGGCCGUUAGUGGCGUUAAUUCAACAAUUUUUGCGUAUGGGCAGACGAGCAGUGGAAAGACAUACACAAUGCGUGGAAUUACAGAAUAUGCGCUUGCAGACAUAUAUGAAUACACGGAGAAGCACAAAGAGAGAGAGUUUGUGUUAAAAUUCUCCGCCAUGGAGAUUUAUAAUGAAGCUGUAAGAGACCUGCUUAGCACGGCUAUCACUCCGCUGAGACUCCUUGAUGAUCCCGAGAGAGGGACUGUUGUCGAGGGACUCAUAGAGGACACUUUGAUAGAUUGGAAACACCUACAGGAGCUCAUUUCCAUUUGUGAAGGUGAGGCUCAAAGGCAAAUAGGGGAGAACACGUUGAAUGAAGCCAGCUCCAGAUCUCAUCAAAUUCUAAGACUGACAGUUGAAAGUUCUGCUCGUGAAUAUUCAGAUGCUGGAAAAUCAAGUACUCUUACAGCUACAGUGAAUUUUGUUGAUCUUGCGGGCAGUGAGCGUGCUUCUCAGACAUUAGCAGUUGGUACAAGAUUAAAAGAAGGAUCCCAUAUAAAUCGCAGUUUACUGACUCUCGGAACUGUAAUUCGCAAAUUGAGCAAGGGAAGAAAUGGACACAUUCCUUACAGAGACUCUAAGCUAACACGCAUACUGCAAAACUCCUUAGGAGGCAAUGCAAGGACCGCCAUCAUUUGUACAUUGAGCCCUUCCCGCAGUCAUGUUGAGCAAUCAAGAAACACCCUUUUGUUUGCAAGUUGUGCUAAAGAGGUGAGCACUAAUGCACAAGUUAAUGUGGUGAUGUCAGAUAAGACACUAGUAAAGCAAUUGCAAAAAGAACUGACCAGGCUGGAGACUGAGUUGAAGAGUUCAAGAUCAAAUUCUUCUGCUGGUGAUUCUAUUGCCUUGCUGAGAGAGAAAGAGCUUCAGAUUGAAAAGAUGCAACAGGAAAUUAAAAAAUUAACUUGGCAACGAGAUCGUGCUCAAUCUCAUCUUCAGAGUUUGCUAAAAUCAGUAGGAAUCAAAGAUCAAAUUUUCAGAAUGGAUGGCCACUCAGCACCAGAAUCCUCAGAAAUGAUCAAUGCUCUUCGCCUGGAGGGAACCAAAUUUUUUAAGGAUUAUGAUGAUCCCAGUGCUGUUUCUCCUAAAAAGCAAACAAUACAGAUUCCUGAAGAUCCUGAAGACAAUUUUCUGUUGGAUGGCAGUACUCCAAAAUUUUCUGGGCAAGGUUGGGAGGACAUUGGCAAUAGAAACAGUGAGGAUGUUAAAGAUAUUUGCGAGCAAAUUCAAGGUACUGUAAUGGUAGAAUCUAGGAUGAACGUGAAGAAAGAAGCUGAUGUAGUGUUGCCUGCUUUAGAAGAAGAAAAGUUAGUCGCGAAUGAAGAAGAUGAAGCGCCAUCCUCACAGGAGGAAUAUGAAGAGUUGAUUCAUAUCAAUUCGAAUAAAAGGCAUGAUGCCGUGAAACAAAAAAUUCAGGAACUGCAUAAGACCAUUACUCAUUUAGAACGAUCUCCUUCAUUCUCUGAAGCAGGUGAAUCUAGCUCUAAAAGCUUGAAAUGGACUAGAAGCAAAAGUAAAAGAUCAGUUCUCAUGACUAUUCCAUAUGCUCUUUGGUCUGAGAAGGAAGAAGAUAUUGGGAGUGUAUCUCCUGCAUCUGAAAAAGACUUUCAUGAAAGUCCAGAAGACUUAGAGCAUAAGCUUCCUGAACUAGAGCAUGAUGUCAAACUUGAAAAUAAGCCUCAAGAAGAUUCUCAAAAUUCUCUUUAUGGUGCAUCGGCAGAAGAAGAUAUCAUAAAAGAUAUAGAUGUAGAUGUAGAGGAUACAGCUAGCGUCCUUGAUUUUGUUGCUGGAGUUAAUAAAAUGGCGGCCAGUCUUCGUGCAGAGCACCAAAGUCGGGAUAUACGGGCUUGCCUUUCUUUACUACACUUACGUAUGGAUGUAUUUCAUUUACCGCGGCAUAUGAUUAUUCUCAGAUUCCGGCGUCCUCCACUGGGCAUCACCACAGUAACUGGCAAAAGUUACUUCUUCCUGCUAUUCAAAGGCGAUCCUUCAGACAAUGUGUACAUGGAGGUUGAGCUCAGAAGAUUGUAUUUUCUGAAGGACACAUUUUCUCGUGGAAAUAAUACAAUAAUUGAUGGCAAAAUCGCCUCACCAGCCGCAAGCUUGAAGGCACUUAAUCGUGAGAGGGACAUGUUAGCAAAACAAUUGCAGAAGAAGUACACAAAAACAGAGAGAGAGCGCCUUUACCAGAAGUGGGGCAUCUCGUUAGACACAAAGCAGAGGAGCCUUCAGCUAGCACGCCGUUUAUGGUCAGACAUAAAGGACGUGAGACAUAUAAGGGACAGUGCUGCUCUUGUUGCAAAGCUGGCCGGGCUUGUAGAACCACGCAACGCCCCCAAGGAGAUGUUUGGACUGAGUUUCUCAACGAGUCAGAGACCCAGUUGGAGAGACAACAUACAACAAGUUUGUUACCGUUACAAAGACCUGCACCAGGAAAAGAUGGAUAAAGGGAAGCCUUUGGAAAUGUACCGGCAGGCUUUGUGGGGUGGGUGGCAUCUUUGCGUCUCACAAAAGUGUAUAAGCAAAUUUAUGAAACGGAAACAAGCUCUAUAUGCCUCUAAACGGUAA